UUCAGGGAGUGGAAGAAAAGAAAGAAGAGCAAUCCAGAUGGAAAAAAUAUGCUACUUCUCUGUCUCAGCGUGGGGAGUGAUUGUGGUCCCAAUACUGCACCAGCUAAGCCAAUGACGAAACCUCUUAAAUCAGAAUCAAAGGUCAAAUGCGAGUUGCAGAAGAAUACGCAUGAGGCGGUGAUCAUAACAAUUCAUUUGUUUGAAAAAAUAUCACUGCCAGGAGCUACAAGGAAGAGAAAGGUCAAGGAUUUAGGUGGGGAUGACUUCAAUAGGGAGAUGGUAUACAAAAUAAGAAGCAAAGGAUGUAUUGUGAAGAAGCAUGGAGCACCACUGGCUCCUGAAAUGGGUGUAGACAGAAGAGACUAUUACCAGUAUGAGGUUCAGAUAUUCAAUGCAGGUGCACUCAUGUGGAAGGAGCCGAAUUCUUCAAGACUGUUGGUGAGAACUCAUGCUGGGCCACCUGAGAAAUGGGCUUCAAAGUUGGUCAUCUCUAAAGGUCUCGCUGCUAUUCAGUUUACAGAAACUUUUGCAGCAGACGCAGACCAGGAGCAACUUCAAGUCUUCUACCUUCUGCAUACCGAACUGGAUGAUGGGGAACUAGGAGGGCUUAACAACCGGCUGAAAACACAAGUAAGCACGAGAGAGCUGCUUACUGGGAAGGAAAUGGUGGUCAGUAUGGUCUGUUUGUUAAAGAUAUUACUCCGGGCAGAGGUUUCAAAGAAGAGAAAGAUGUUUCAGAACUUCUCUCUAAUCUUGAUGCUGGACAGACGAGGUGUGAACAUGCGUGAAGAGCUCAGGUCACAAUACAGUACGGUGAUUAGAGCUCUCUUUUCCCUGGAGUUAGACAUCGCAAAGGUAAAGGUGGGAACUAGGAAGAACUCAGAAGUUGACAGAAAGAAGCAGAGUUUGGAGCUCAGGUUAACUGAACAGGAAUAUCCUAGUUGUUAUAGAACAGGAACUUCUGGCAUAACAUCAUGGGAAGCUAUGAACAAAGAAGUAGAUGAGUUCAUAAAAAUAUAUGGAGCACUACAGGAGGGAAGCAUGAGAGUUCAAACAGCACCACUUGCAAAAGGGAAUAUGAAGCUGAUUGCCUUUGCAGUUCUGCAACUCUUCUCUACAACUGAGACAGAUUACAUCGAGAAGAUCGUCGCUCAGUGCGCUGCACAAUCUAAACGAGGCUUAAUGGAAACUGGUUUAAAUUGUACGAGCAGUAAAGGUCAAUCUGAGGAUGUGCUAACAGGAACCACAGUCAAAAUGGGUUACACAGAGAUCAUCGUGGCAGGUUGAAGAUCAUCACCUUGAGGACAAGGUGAAUUUCAAAGGCGGGAGUAAUGAUACAAGUGGUGAUCUUUAAGGAUCAAAUGAUUAAUGGAUAUGGAUUACAAGUGGCAAAGUAACCUUAGUAAGGUUGGGUUAGUCUAAAAGUAACCAUGGUUUAGUUAAUGGUUUAGCUUUAUAAUAACGUGAGAGUGUGGAGGGAGAGGGAUCGAGAGUUUGAGUGAUUUUAGAGAUGAGAGAAUGUGAGAUAUCUCUUGAUCUGUAAUCGUUUCCUCUGUAAUUCCUAAGUUCAAAUCAAUAUAACUAAGCUUUUCUUAUU
Brassica rapa (field mustard) is the source of this 1597-nucleotide messenger RNA. RefSeq lists its product as uncharacterized. NCBI's taxonomy places the organism in Eukaryota, Viridiplantae, Streptophyta, Magnoliopsida, Brassicales, Brassicaceae. The record is from RefSeq and is a predicted model, not a curated record.